Messenger RNA from Amoebophrya sp. A120, 1575 nucleotides. NCBI's taxonomy places the organism in Eukaryota, Dinophyceae, Syndiniales, Amoebophryaceae. The record is from the annotation of a GenBank genome assembly.
CGUCGCUGUCACAAAAAUGUCGAAAAGAGAUUCUGAACAAGUACACGUCAUGAUCCGCGUUUCUAAAUUUUGGUUUUGCUAGGAUCAAAAUCGCGAUCUUAUCGAAAAAAAGUUCCACCUGGAUCGAGAGAAAUGCAUGCAGCUCGUCGACACAAAAAAGUCCGCGAUCCUAAGCAAAGCAGGAUGAAACUCGUGAAUUUUAGUAGAUAGGGAUAUCUGAGAGGUCAUCCUCUUUGACGUUUCUGUCACAGAAAAAGUCGAAAAGAGAUUCUGAUACAAGUUUUUCCAGGUGCAGUAAAAGCACUGUCUGUAGUGGGGUGUAGAUCGAACUGAUAGCCCAACGAUGUUGCGUCCACGGCAAAGUUAUGUUGCGAUCUCACCAGCCUGGCAAGUCCAAAACCACGAUCUAAAGAUCAUGCUUCGGAUCCAAAAUGCUGAACGAAAUGGAAAUCUAAAUCGAAUAUCUGGAUUCUUGAGGACGCGAUCUUGCACGCGCGUUGCGUAAAUUUAGGCAGAUUUGCUCAUCAUGCUCAAUAUCUAGAUCCGCUAUGUUGGAAUUGGUGGCCUUGUUUCUUACGCCAUUCUAUGCAAAAAUCAAUUCCUUUUCCCUACCCCAAUACCAUCACAGGGAACCUAGUCUCGGGACAUUAGUCUUUCGAGAAGGUUGUUACAAUCACGAGGUUGUACUGUACCUAAAUUUCAUAUCAAAUCACCACAAAAACAACAAAAUGGUCCGCGAAGUGCCGUCCGACCUGCUGUGGACUUUGGUCCGCAACAAUUCCAGCUUCAUCAAGAAGCAGAAGGAGCUCCCGGUCAUGACCUCCGAGCCGCAGAACCUGACCGGCUUGAACAGCUUCAAAUACUCCGGUUUGGCCAACAAGAAGUCCGCGGGAGUUUCCGUCAAGAAGUCCGGUGAGAAGAAGGAACUCGUCACCCUCUCCAUGUUCGUGAAGAAGGGGUCCGCUUCCCUGAACACCGCUAUCGCCAAGAACCCGAAGAAGGGUUCCGCUAUGGUCGAGAAGCUGUUGACCAAGAACGGCUACCGCCGGGAUUUGAUCGGCGCGGCUACCAAGAAGUACAGUGCCAUCUUGAAGUCCUUCAAGUCCGCCAAGAAGCAGGUCAUGAACCCGCGCACCGCCGCCCGCAAGGCCAAGGAGGCCGCGGCCAAGAAGGCUGCUUCCGGCGUCGAUGAGGAGGCUGAUUAAAUCGGUGGUUUUUCUUCUGAAAAAGAGCUUUAGCAGGUUCUUUGGAAAGAAUAAACGGGGAGAUGAUAGGUGAUGUUGAGAUGAGAGAGACAACACUUUGACUAUCUAUGUCACGACGAAAGAUGAGCAUCAUCACCAUCAUCUCUACUUGUCGAUUUGAUACGGUAUAGAGUACAACAACCAUUUGUAUUGAAAACAAACCUUCUUUUAAAGGCGAAAGGAAAACGUCGCGGAAUCUUUUUUCUAAAAAGGUUUCAGCGACGUCGAAUUGAAUCUGCGGAGAGAAGUCGUGAGUUUAGAGGUGAUUAUCAUGUACUUGAUGAGAUUCUGACGAACUUUUCACUUUUGUCUGUAGGUUUGAGUCCCGUGG